AUGGACAGGCAACAGGCCUUUCAGCUAUUGAAACGACCAUGCAUACAACUGCUACAAACCACUGCCAGCAUAGGACAGACGCCUGGCGCAAAGACGGAACUAGUACAAGGGCUCACCAAUCUUCUGGAUACCCUUCAGAAAAUCAAUCCAAAGGCAGUAGAUGCUAAGCUCGCCGAGUAUGCGUUCGUUCCCAUCUCCCAAGUGCUUCGUAGUUCACGCCAAGUUCCGGUUCGCGGUCUUGAACUUUGUUUGGAGUGCAUCUCCAGGCUUCUCCAGACUGGCUGGGGAGGUGCUCUUGAACCCGCUCUUUCUGGCCAGCUUCUUAUUCUUUUUACCUUCCUAGCCAAACCUUCCUCUGCAGAAAAUGGCAUUGCAGCCACUUCAGAAGAAUUGCAGGCCCUGGCUUUUCAAUGCAUGGCUGAGCUGUUGACCGAGAAUGGACGUACUCAACAUGGCAGACAAGCCAUAACAUCGACAGCAAACGUCCCAGCACUGGGCGAGGCUGUGCUUGUCAUGGUUGAGAGUCUCGCAAGUAGUCCCUCCCACAGUGUGAGACUUCAAGCCGUCAAUGCGCUCAAGGCCAUCACCGGCGCCAUAGAUGAUAAUGAUGCCCUUGCGAGCUUCUUCCCCAAGAUUGUCUCUUCAUUGACAAAUCUGUUGACAUCAAGCGGCAGCAGUCGACCCAACUUUCGGAUUGUUGAGAGCGGCUUGAAUAUGCUCACAUCACUACUAUCGCGUCUGCUCAGUGACGAAAACACCAAGCGCCUACCAGAAAAGGCACCGUCUACUGCUUCAGGCAUAGUGGCUCGUUCCAUGUCCUGGCUGCAAGCUACUUCGUCUCAAAUCAAGCUCGCUCUAUCAAACAUUUUCAAGCUCCGAGAGCACGAUAAGCCAGAGGUGCGCGAAGCACUACUUAGACUCUGCUUGUGUGUUAUACAAGACUGUCGCAAUUCGCUCUCAGACUGUACAAGUAUGGCGGUCGAGACAAUGGUUAGUUUGGUCGGUCGUGACGAGUAUGAGGACAGGAUCGAGCAAAGACUCAAGGCGUUACUAGCUGAAGAUGCGGAACUCUCCGGCAUCCUGCGUGAAAGCUUGCAUGGCUGGAUCGUAUCGCUGUCGCGCAUCAUGCAAUCAAAAGAUGACCAUCGUCGACGUCGCAUGAUUCAGCAAGUCUCGGUCACUUUACGACUCUUCGAUGAUUCCACCAAUCUAGAUGACAGGCUAGCUGACAGUCUAAGAGACGGUGUUUCUAUUGUGCUUUCUGAUUCAAAAGGCCUGGAAGAGGUCAGUGAUCAGUCGUCUUCUGGUGUAACUGAUCGGACAUUGAUGCUAUCAACCACAAAAUCCUUGGACUUCCCAUCACUGAAAUUACGCUUCAAAGGUCAAGAAGACAUGAUGGCAGAAUUCAAACUCCUGGUCCAUGAACUCGCAAGGUCUGAUGCUGCUUUGAAGGUGGUGCAGGAACUCACGACAUCGAUCGAUGCCGGACCUCAAGAGAGGCGAUUAGCCAGUUUCUGGCUCUCUGUGAAUUUGUUGCAGGACGUGACGACGACCAACCCUUCAAUCGAUGACUUCAUGGACCUUGGGACACCAAAUGUUCGGGAAGAAGUCCUGGAUGAUCUAUACUCCCACUCAUUAACUAUACUUAAUGAACGGGACGCGGACGCACAAACUCAGUGGCAAUUUUUUGCACUUGCGCUCGAAACGGUGGCCUUGCAGUCGAAACGCUAUCGACUUGAAUUUCGGGCAGAGCUCAGUGAAGUGCUGUAUCCUGUGCUCAGUCAUCUCGGUAGCUCGAAUCCUGCGCUCCGAGAACACGCAAUGACCUGUCUGAAUAUCGUUUCGGAAGCAUGCGGGUAUGCUGAUGCUGGCGAUCUUGUUGUUCAGAAUGUCGAUUACAUUGUCAAUGCUGUGGGACUGAAGCUGGCUAUUGGCGAUGUCUCCCCUCAGGCCCCUCAGGUUCUAUUAAUGAUGAUGCGACUCUGCGGGCCGUCAUUAUUACCGUACCUGGACGACCUUAUCGGGAGUAUAUUUGACGCUUUAGAAAGAUAUCACGGGUACCCAAAGCUUGCUGAACUUCUGUUUUCGGUAUUGAAAGCCAUGACAGAGGAAGGUGUCAAAGCUCCACAGCUUGCCUUGACUACGGGAAAUGAUAUUCCACAAACUCAACACAAAGAAAAAUCUGUCACAAUGGCAGACGCAAUCGAAGCACUCAAGCAACUCCAGACUACCCUCCAGAAGCAAGUCAACGAAGCAUCCCAUGAAACACACGAGCCCUUCCCCCAAAAGCCCUGGAAACAGGAAAAACCAGUCUCCACAAGCCCACAUGAAUCCUACGACAAUGAUGCCCUCCCAGAAGACAGCGAAACCCCAACGGAACCAUCCGCCCCUACCACCCAAGACGACCCUCCGCCCCCUGCACCCCGAACCUACACCCUCCUCCUGAAGAUAUCCUCCCUAACACAACACUACCUCACCACUCCUUCCCCCUCCCUUCGCACCUCCCUCCUCGCCCUCCUCCGCACCACCAUCCCCACUCUCGCUCGUCACGAAAACUCUUUUCUCCCACUCAUACACACACUCUGGCCUGUUCUUAUACCGCGAUUAGAGGACCCAGAAGCAUAUAUCGUGGCGAACGCGCUGGACACUGUGGCGCUGAUGUGCGAGUACGCGGGUGACUUUAUGAGGACCCGGAUCGACGACGCCUGGGAUAUUCUAGGAAGAGUGUACAGAAGAGCUAAAGGAAAACCCGGAGAAAGUAGUAAAAUUUACAAGACGCCCACGGGGAGAAAGAAAAUUGAACUCGCCGGAAUCACACACGGCAUGGGCGGACUUUCAAUGAUGUCUUCCUCAAUCUCCUCUUCUGGCCCUGCCGAGCUGUAUACACCCGAACACUACAUCGAUGCCCCGACGCGCAUGAUUUGGAAUGCGUUUGUGGGCUUGCUGUGCAGUGUUGCGCGGUUUGUGACGGUCAAGGAGGAGCGGGGGGACGAGAUGCUGGAUAUGCUGGACUCGGUGUUGGAGAGGGAGGACGUGAGGAGUGCGAUGGAAUGUUGGAAUGCUGAUGCGGUUUGGCUGCGGCUUUGGAAGAAGGGGUCGCAAGUGGAGCAUGUAGCGAAGGGGGUAGGCGUGGGUGAGAUGCCGGUUGGGAGGCCGCAGUGGCGGUUUGUUGCCGUUUAG
Messenger RNA from Plenodomus lingam JN3, 3180 nucleotides. RefSeq lists its product as uncharacterized. Gene Ontology annotation, biological process: chromatin remodeling. Gene Ontology annotation, cellular component: cytoplasm. Lineage: Eukaryota; Fungi; Ascomycota; Dothideomycetes; Pleosporales; Leptosphaeriaceae. The record is from RefSeq and is a predicted model, not a curated record.